AUGGAAACUCAACCACCACGAAAUACUUGGCCAGGGUCACUUCGGCUUCCAUCUCCAAAUCCAUCUGCCAGAUGUAGUCAGAUAACAAUCUUUGGUGGUGGCACGGCUACCAACCAUCUCGUCGAUGUGUUUACAAAUCUCGCACAAGCCAACAAUAGUGUGCUUAACUAUGUCAUUCCUAUCAGUGACAAUGGCGGGAGUUCUAGCGAGCUGAUUCGAGUGUUUGGCGGUCCUGGCAUCGGUGAUCUACGUAGUAGACUGGUCCGCCUGAUCCCUGACAAUGGUGAUCCUCACUCUGAGGCCGCGUCCAUCAAAGCACUUUUCAAUCAUCGCCUACCACCAGAUCCCAAAGAAGCACGUCUAGAAUGGCUGGAGAUAGUCGAGUCUCUACAUCCGCUGUGGCAGCAGAUAUCCACGCCUAAGAAAGAGCUGAUCAGAAGCUUCUUGAACUUGGUCAAUCAAGAGAUUGUCAAGAGAAUGAGACCAAGCUCUAGAUUCGACUUCUCCUCCGCAAGUAUUGGAAACCUGUUCUUGACCGGCGCCCGCCUCUUCUCCGGCAGUCUAGAAUCAGCAAUUUACCUCCUCAGCAGCGUCUGCAACGUACCAACCAGCAUAACCGUCCUCCCCGCCAUAAACACAAACUUCUCGCACCACAUCUCCGUCUCUCUAGCAGAUGGCACCCACAUCACAGGCCAAAACAACAUCUCCCACCCAUUAGCUCCUUCUUCCGCUCUCCCACAAUCCACCUCACCACCCUCGCCAACCCGCAUCCGUCGCGAAACAGAAGAACAAGACAAUGUCGAAGAUGCAAAUCUGCCUGGCUCAUUACCUUCUCUCCGCCGCCCAGCUAUAAACUUUUCAAAACUCCAAGAAGAGGAUCUGCCGGCUAGGAUACAGAGGCUGUGGUAUAUCAACCCUUAUGGCCAAGAGAUGAGUUGUCCCGCAAAUCCUCGCGUGCUAGAUGCGCUUGCAAAUUCUUCAAUGGUGAUUUAUAGUAUUGGAUCGCUGUUUACUUCGAUCAUCCCCAGUAUCAUUCUUAGGGGUGUGGGAAAUGCGAUUGUUGCGCCAAAUGUUCGCAACAAGGUUUUAUUGCUCAACAGCAGUAUAGACAGGGAAACCGGCCCCAGCAGCACCCCCUUCACGGCUAUAGACUUUAUCGCUGCGAUUGCGAAUGCGUGUGCUGAGAGUAGAGGCUUACCUCCUCCUGAGCUCAAAGAGUAUGGGGUCUACGUUACUCAUCUGGUGUACAUGGAGACUAAGGAGGCGCCCAAAGUGGAUAGAGAGGAAUUGGCUCAAGCAGGUAUUGAGGGCAUUAGGUUGUAUGGGCAGAGUGGGAGGUAUGAUGAUAGAGCGCUAGAACAAGCGUUGAAGAUGGUUUUUGGGAAGGGAGAGCAGGGGAAUGGGUUGAGUAGGAGGAAUACUCUGCAGAGAUAG
Messenger RNA from Aureobasidium melanogenum CBS 110374, 1434 nucleotides. RefSeq names its product UPF0052 domain protein. The transcript is spliced from 5 exons. The coding region runs from base 1 to 1434 and encodes 477 amino acids. The record is from RefSeq and is a predicted model, not a curated record. Gene Ontology annotation, molecular function: LPPG:FO 2-phospho-L-lactate transferase activity. NCBI's taxonomy places the organism in Eukaryota, Fungi, Ascomycota, Dothideomycetes, Dothideales, Saccotheciaceae.